Messenger RNA from Yarrowia lipolytica CLIB122, 3369 nucleotides. RefSeq lists its product as uncharacterized. NCBI's taxonomy places the organism in Eukaryota, Fungi, Ascomycota, Dipodascomycetes, Dipodascales. Gene Ontology annotation, cellular component: nucleus. Gene Ontology annotation, molecular function: DNA binding. The record is from RefSeq and is a predicted model, not a curated record.
AUGUGGGAUCUUGAAGCUUCAGAUAGCGAUAUUGGUCCCCAUGAAGCGCCUGAACGAGCUCCCGACCAGCCCCACUAUUUCGUCUCCAAUGAGGUGGCACAGCAGGUUCUCCACAGCCAUGUGGUUCCAACAAGUCCACUGGCUCGGGUGCCCCAAAAGCGGAAAAGAGAAUUUGUAAGAAUCUCUGGCAGAAUGCAUGUCGACAGAGCCAAAGCCGACGCCCUCGGAAAUAUGCGUGUCCAGCUUGAAAAGAGAGUAAAAAAGCAAGAGAUUACCGAGGAGGAAAUGUUGCACCAACUCGGCGUUUUCUCCAAAGAGAUCAACACUCCUAGGUCGGUCGAGGAACACGACAAACACCUAGAGAAACGCGCCUACCGGACAGCUGGAUAUGCGAUUAAACGAAACUCCAAAACGUUCGACAACAGCCCCAAGGACUGCAGAUUCCCAUACCUGGAGCAGUUUACUGUUCAUGUGCUUGGCACAUGUUCUGAGAACGUUCAGUUCGACAAUCAGUUUGCGAGCAUGGUGGCUGAAAAGUGCUUGUUUCGAAUUCUCGAGGUACAGCCUCUGUACCGGGAAAUUUACAGGAUGAAGGACCUUCCACGCCACGAAUGGAUCGGAAAAGUACUCUUGCACAGUCAGCACCGACGCCUUAGCCAAUAUGGCGAUCGAGGCUUGGUGGGCGAAACCCAUGCCGUAAAAAACUUGGGUUUCUGCUGGAAUGGUCUGCAGAAUUACCCGCCUGAUUGCAUCUUCAAUGUUAACCAAACCUGCCAAUACGCCAAUUUUGACAAUGUCGGCAGCGUGGUUUGGUCUGCUGGGCCUUACGCUGGACGUAUCAAGGGAGACCCCACGUAUACCUUGAACUUCUGCAUGAACGUGGAUGGGUCAAGAAAGAUCACAACGUGCAUUAUCGGCAAGACACACUACCCUGGGUGGGCCUCCUCCUACCAAAACUACCUCAAUUUCAACGCUGCACCACGUCCGGCCCAUAUCGUAGAGGAAAUGGAAGCAGCAGCUAAAGAGGAGUGUAAGGAGGAGGAAGCCCGUCUCCUGGAGCUCUUUGUGAAGCACCAAGAAAUCGACAAGCUCAGAGACCAGGCCCACGAAGCCCACAAAGAUUUACCUAGGGGUUCUGCGGAGAAGAAGGAGCUGUUGGCACGACACCGGACCCUGGAGGCUAAAGCCGAUGAGGCCGAGGAGAUCUACAAUGCAGCCAAGAAAUGCCACGCCGACCAGGUUGCUAAUCUUAUGGCUGUGAAACUCGAGCAGUGGAAACCUGCGUGUCCUUUCGAAGGCGAAGAGAUUUUCGAGCCUCCUGGGGGCCGGGAAACCCUGUUCAGCAGUGAGCUUUUGCUUCCGAUCAUCAAGGAGAGAACGACAAAAGUUCGAGAGCUGGAGGGUUCUGUCGCAACUCUGGAGGUGGUUGCCCAAGGCGCCAACAAGAAGUUCCAAGCGGAGGAGAAGAUAUUGAAGGGCUACAAGAAGAACAUCCAGAAAGUGGGAGCCGAGAUUACCGCUCUUGAGGGUGAGCUGAAGGAUCUAGAGGCGAAGCUGGCAGAUUUUCCUCCAGCAGCUGACACCAUCGAUGUUCGAAGCGACAGCUUCAAUGUUGCCGAGUUCGAGAUAGCUCAAGACGAGCUUAGACGUGCUGCUAUUGUCACUGAAAGCAAUAUCGCUAGAAGUAAGCUGGAAAGCAAGCAUAAAAGGCUGGAGGCCCUUCAAGCCGAUGUUUCCAACGCAGUCAAGGCCCGAGAUGAUCACAAGCGGGAAAUUAGAAGAGCGGAGGAUGAGCUGUCCAAAGUGAUUCGUCUGCUUGUCCUUGCCGAUGAUGAGGCCCUUAGCCUUACUGGUCCUGGAAACACGAUGGGGAUGCGGUACUUUCAGCAAAAUAGGGGCUGGAUGGACACCGUCACCUUCUGCAAGUACAUGCUCAUCUUUUCGCGGGAAUCAGGCGCAGGAGAAAAUCGCAAGAUCGCUCUGAUCCUCGACAACGUCGGGUUUCACCACAGAGCUUGGUCUCUCUCCAAGAAAUGGCCCGAAAUGGCACACGUCAAGCUGUUUUUUCUUCCUCCGAACUCCACACCGUUCACGCAGCCACUCGACCUUGGACCGAUCUGCCGACUUAAGUCCGAGUCGAAAAAGCUUCAGAACGAGUUUAUCAACUUGACUUCACGAUUGAACGGAACAGCUGGUAAAGUCACUGUACUGCACAAGUUCAACUACAUCAAUAAGUCUCUCCUCGCCUUGCCUGCAGAUCACAUCCACAACUGCUUCCGGUCAAGCCCCGUCUUCGCUGGACACCCUACUGUGAAGCCCACAGAGUCGAUAUUGAAGCGAAUUACGGAACGGGAGAAACAGGGCAAUGCUGCACAGACCACGCCUGACACAACUCCGCGGGUGGUUGAGAUUGUGGAUGAUCCAGUGUUUGACGACUGGGAGACCAACGAGGCUGAUACUCUUGUCGAAGACAUGCAGAAUCUCGAUAUCAUCGACCGUGUUGGUGAGGCAAAUAUUCCCUCUGCUGAGGGUAUUCGCAUGCAGGCCAUUGAAAACGUGCUUGAGUCCAUUGAUGCUAUUCCAUGGGAGGCAUGGCUGGGUCCUAUCGAAAUUGUUGACAAGAGCUGUGAACACGGGGCUCGGACUCGCGUCGUCAGCGGGAUUGAAAGAUUGCUUCACUUUUCAAAUGCAAAGCUCGCCCAGAACAACUGCCCGGCGUACCAGAAGGAGAACGAGUAUGCCCGUCAGCGCAACGCAAGUGUCCGUAGAAAACGGGCGGAGUAUCUGAACAAGACAACCGAUGCUCCAAAGGACAACCGAAUGAAUGGUCGAAGGAGCAGUCCACCUUUAGGGAAACGACCGCCCGCUGCGUCUCCAGAGUCCGUUGCUGUAGAUGCCCCCCCGUCUCCGCCCUCUGGCGUCUUUGAUACCCCUAGCGAACGGCCUGGCCGCUAUCUUGACCCCAUUGUCAUUUCUGACGAUGAUUGCGACGGUCCCAGUUGCUUCGACGUCUCUGUUGACACCAUUUCACGUUCGCUGUCUGAAAAACAAGAUAUCCCUGGCUCCGUCAGUACCCUUGGUCUUUUUGAUACCCCCGGCUCUGCGUCCUGGAUCCAAGAUACCCCCUAUAAUGUGUUUUCACUGGCACAGCAGGAUGCCAUUACCCCCUACGAGGCACCCACAUUACAGACUGGCUUCGUUCUAAAGCUGCCAUCAGCAGAAGCGCUCCAGAAAGCCCAAAGGCUUCUGGCUGACCAUGGCAUGCUUGAGCUAGUUGGAAGAGAGGCUGGCUCCCCCAGCGGCACCCCCACGAGGCUGGGGGGCAGCAGCAAAUACGAGUCCUCCAUUAUUGGCAACCGUCGUCACUAA